Molecule: messenger RNA, 2140 nt
Organism: Vicia villosa (hairy vetch)
Lineage: Eukaryota; Viridiplantae; Streptophyta; Magnoliopsida; Fabales; Fabaceae
Product: 3-methyl-2-oxobutanoate hydroxymethyltransferase 1, mitochondrial-like
Exons: 5
Coding region: 158-1216 (352 amino acids)
Biological process (GO): pantothenate biosynthetic process
Cellular component (GO): mitochondrion
Molecular function (GO): 3-methyl-2-oxobutanoate hydroxymethyltransferase activity; magnesium ion binding
Source: RefSeq, a predicted model, not a curated record
UUGUUUGAAACAUCCCAAAACAAUGACAAACAAAACUCCUAGGAAGCCAAAACCAAAUUCGCAUGAAUCACAAAAUUUCUAGGAAUCACCAAACCAUCAACUUCUUGAAUUUCAAAUCACUCUUCUCACUCUCUCUUCACAAUCCCACCCUCCCAGCAUGUCUUGGCUACGAUCAAUCCUCCGAACAACCACCCUCCCUCAAUCCUCCUCUCUCCUAACCCACCUCCGUCGCAUGAGCAAUCUCCCAGAAAACACCGUCUAUUCAGGACCAACCCCACAAACCCAAAGGGUAACACUCUCACAACUGCGACAGAAACAUAAAAACUCACAACCCAUUACAAUGGUCACUGCUUAUGAUUACCCUUCUGCUGUUCACGUCGAUAUGGCCAACAUUGAUAUCUGUCUUGUGGGGGAUUCGGCUUCCAUGGUUGUUCAUGGCCAUGAUACUACUCUGCCUAUUACGUUGGAUGAAAUGCUUGUUCAUUGUAGGGCUGUUUCUCGUGGUGCCAAAACUCCUCUUCUUGUUGGGGAUUUGCCGUUUGGAACGUAUGAGUGUAGUUCUAAACAGGCGGUCGAUACGGCUGUUAGGAUUUUGAAAGAAGGACGAAUGGAUGCCAUAAAAUUGGAAGGAGGUUCACCUUCAAGAAUCGUUGCAGCAAAAUCUAUUGUUGAAGCUGGAAUAGCAGUAAUCGGCCAUGUUGGUCUUACACCACAAGCCAUUAGUGUUUUAGGUGGAUUUAGGCCUCAGGGACGAAAUGUUGCUAGUGCCGUCAAGGUUGUCGAGACAGCAUUGGCUUUGCAAGAAGCAGGGUGUUUUGCUGUUGUUCUUGAAUGUGUUCCUGCACCGGUCGCUGCCGCAACAACAGCAGCGCUUCAAAUUCCGACGAUCGGAAUCGGGGCUGGACCCUAUUGCAGUGGACAGGUGCUUGUUUACCAUGAUCUUCUUGGUAUGUUACAACACCCUCACCAUGCAAAGGUUACUCCAAAGUUUUCUAAACAGUACGCUCGUGUCGGAGAUGUCAUCAAUAAAGCGUUACUCGAGUAUAAGGAAGAUGUGACUAAUGGUUCGUUUCCUGAUGCUAAACACAGUCCCUACAAAAUCAGUGAAGCUGAUGCUAAUGGUUUCGUAAAUGAGCUGCAAAAGUUAGGUUUCGACAAAGCAGUUUUUGCGGCAUCUGAAGCAGUUCAGAAGAUGGUUACAAAAUCAACAAAGUGACAAUAUAGUAAAGCUACAGAAUCCUCCAUUUUUCAUUUGAUGUUCUUCGUCGUCUUCAAUGACAGAAUAAAUCGAAGAACUUAAGUGAACAUGAUUUGAGCGGGACAGACAAAUAGAUUGAUAGAUAGAUUUAAAUUCCAUCGCUCAAAUUCAUGAAAUUUUCUUGAUACGUAUGGAGACUUAUUUUUGUCAUCCCAUGUAACAAAAAGAAAUGUUAUUUUGAAGCAUUAGAUUCAAACCAAAAUGUUGAAAACCGAUUUUGAUUUGUUCUUAUUAAAUUUAGGUGCUUGAUGAAUGAUCUAAGCCGUCCCGAGUUUGCUAUUGCAAACAAACAACAACUUAACAUCAUGUUUAUUUUCUGAUAUUUUUUGAUUUAGUCUGUAUUGUGAAGCAAACUCUUUGUGCCUCUAUGUUAUUUACCUCUUAAAUGCCGAUUCCAUCUCUCGCAGCUCCAGCUCCGGUUUUGCUUCACAUUCUGUCAACUCACCUGUCUACGAUUAUGACAGGCUCUUGCACCACAACAGAGGGACCACCGCUUUUGACGAUCUUCUCGGCGGAUUCCGUAAUUCCGAGAAAACCGUGAAGAAUGAGAAUGGCGUGGAUGAUUUUGAUGAUCUGAUGAUCCCUGGAUUUGGGAACAGUAAGCCCUCCUCUCGUCAAAGGUGUGGCGACUGUGCGUAUCUUCUUAUCAUACCUUGAUUUUAUUGUACUCUAUCCACAUUAUGAAAUGCAUUGCGGUUUCGAGGAUAGUUUAUUUGUUUUUAUUGUUUUGCUUGCAAUUGAAGUAACAGUAGCGAAAUGUUGAGUAGUAAGACUUGAGGUUGUGGUUUAUGGAUCAGUAGGAAAGCUUGUAAAAGUAACAUGUCAAACUGUUUGAUUAGAACUAUGGGAAUGAGUGCAAAAUGCUGAAAGCUUUUGGCAAAA